Messenger RNA from Durusdinium trenchii, 1068 nucleotides. The record is from the annotation of a GenBank genome assembly. Lineage: Eukaryota; Dinophyceae; Suessiales; Symbiodiniaceae.
AUGCAAAGCUGGAAGCGGUUGAGCUGUGGCCUCUCCUUCUUGGUGGCUCUGGGCCUUCUGCGCGCCACAUGGAUCGGUCCAGGAGGGCCGCCAGACCUGGCUGCCGUUGCCGAGGGAACUUCGGCCGUUGGCAGCGCGGCCACUUCGGUGCCAGGCCCAGCGCUGCCGGAAGUGCCAGCGCGGCCUUCGGCACAAGAGGUGCUGCGGCGCCGCGCAGGGCUCUACGCCGACAAAUCCCGGGUCCCACAGUUUCGAGAUGUGGUGCUCUUGACCGUGGCCAAUGCUGCUUACAUGGACUUUCUGCUGAACUGGGAGUGCCACGCGCGGCGCUUGGGCUUGGAUUGGGUGACUUUGGCGCUGGACCAGGAGGCCUUCGAGCAACUGGACAAGACGCAAGCACUUCUGGCCACGGGGCAGACUGCGGCGAAGCCACUUGAGUACCUCAGCAAGGGCUUCAACCUCAUGUCGAUGAAUACCUUGGCCUCCGUGUUUGAUGUAAUGAAAGAGGGCUUUGACGUGGUCUUCACGGACAGUGACAAUGUCUUCCUGAGCGAUCCUUUUGCCGCAGGUGUAAGCCUUGGUGAGUUGAUUCGAUCCAAGAGGUACGACUACAUCUAUCAGCUGAACUGGCCUGGGCCCCGGCAUUACGAGCCAGGUGCCGAGGUGAAUGAAGGAAACACCGGCUUCUACUACGCCUCCAUGCGAAAGCCGCAGAUCAUGACCCAGCUAUGGGAGGCUGUGCUGAAGGAGUGUCGCCAGCGGCCGAACAUGGAUGGUCAGCCCAACUUCUGGAGCGCUCUGCGGCGGCUCCGGAAGGUGAACGUCUCGCCCUGCUUCCGGAUGUGCCGUCAGGAGAGCCAGUGCAACAGCAGUGCCCAGGCAGAGAUCCUGGAGUAUUGCGAAAUGGAUCCCUACGUGCAUCGCACCGGCUGGGGCAAGAGAGAUGAACAUGGUCCAGUCUCGUACCACGCCAACUUCAAGGUGGGUCGCAAGCCCAAGAUCGCCGCCUUGCAGGGCAUGAAGGUCUGGCGCUCGACCGACUGCGCCACGAACGGCUCGUGGGGGUGA